Molecule: messenger RNA, 1319 nt
Organism: Heterobasidion irregulare TC 32-1
Lineage: Eukaryota; Fungi; Basidiomycota; Agaricomycetes; Russulales; Bondarzewiaceae
Exons: 1
Coding region: 1-1200 (399 amino acids)
Biological process (GO): regulation of translational fidelity
Cellular component (GO): cytoplasm
Molecular function (GO): double-stranded RNA binding; nucleotidyltransferase activity; tRNA binding
Source: RefSeq, a predicted model, not a curated record
AUGUCUGUCUCCGCCCACGUCUUGAGGUGUGAGCCUUCCAGCAUUUCCUUCUCUGCCGACGACGAACUACCGAACUUCGAUGAUGAAGUCACACGGGCUUCGUUGACGGCCGCAGCCCAUCAAAUCAAGUCCGCUCAGGCUAUAGGUUUCCCAACGGAAACCGUCUACGGCCUGGGGGCCCUUGCUCUCGAUGCAAGCGCAGCAGCUCGCAUCUUCUCUACCAAAGGUCGGCCUGCAGACAAUCCCCUCAUCGUCCAUGUCUCGUCGCAACGCAUGCUUCGGAGCCUCCUUCCGCCGACGUACGCUCCAUCUCGGUCGUAUGAGGUCCUCAUGAAGCGUUUUUGGCCCGGCGCACUAACCCUCCUGUUCCCAUCCGACCCCUCCACUGUACCACAAAUCGUCACCGCCAAUCAUCCCACCGUCGCGAUACGAAUGCCCUCCCAUCCUGUGGCCCGAGCGCUCAUCGCUCUUGUUGAUGCACCGAUCGCCGCACCCAGCGCCAACUCUUCUGGCAAGCCGAGUCCGACGCGCGCCGAGCAUGUUUUCAAGGACUUGGGUAGCAAGCUAUCACUCAUCUUAGACGGGGGAUCAUGCACAGUAGGCCUAGAGAGUACUGUGGUAGAUGGGCUGAACGAGGAUGGCAAUAUCCGUGUGCUGAGACCUGGAGGUGUCACCGUGGAGGAUAUCGAGGGAGCAUUGAGGGAGGAGAUCGGUGAGGGCAGCAAGGUUCCAAGAGUUUUGGUGCACAAGAGGGACUUCCAGGAUGCUGCUAUGGAGGCAACACCAACGACACCUGGGAUGAAAUACCGUCAUUAUUCACCAUCGGUCCCCGUCACUCUCCUUUAUACCUCUACCUCUCCUCCCCCUGGCACGGCGUCCACUACGCUUAGCGACCUCUUUGCAUCUCUCAAGACAACGCAUGCUCAACGGCCCGUGAAAGUUGGGUUAUUGGUGCCAUCGGACUCGAGAAUUCUCUUGCAAACAGACGAAGUAUCCGGUUUAGAGUUUACAGUCUUCUACCUUGGUGCGGUAUCAGACCCUGCUGUAACAGCGCACCGUCUGUUCGAUGGUCUUCUCACAUUAGAAGAGAGAGGGUCUGACAUUAUUCUUGUCGAAGCAAUCUUAGAGGAGAAGGAGGGCCUGGCCGUGAUGAACCGAGUUAAAAAGGCAGCAAGCGAGUCUCAAUGGAUCAAUUUCUGAGCCGGACUAUUCUGCCGAUGUAUCGAUACUAUAUUCCGUAUUCUGUGAGCCUUAGCUAAACAUAUACACAUUUCGUAACUAAUGUAGAGAGAUACUUAUAGAUCCAUAUUACCACUGUU